UUCACAGUUGACCAAUUUUAUAGUCGCUCUUGAACUAUUUUCAUAGUAAAUAUAUAUAUAGCCGUCAACCACCGUUCUUAGCCUCGCGCCGCCAUUACUUCCGACGAAAGCUACCUCAACAGCUGAACCCUGCUGGGUUUUUUCAUAAUGAGUGAACAACUAGUUCAAUUGCUUCCUAGGUUACUGAAUUCCCGACUGUAUACAAACUCCCACCAUUCAUAAUUAGUCCAAAAACCAAUUUGUCAUCAUAAUUAGUCCAAACUGUAUUUAUUGUACUAACAAAUUCGAAUAAUUUUUGGUAGAUGGGUGUAAACUCUUCUGAUCUCUUGGCAUUUAAGACACUGAGAACCGCUUGAAAAUCCCACUUGACUCAUAAAUCGACGAGGCCCGGUUAUUUCAUUUUUUUUCUGGAAAGAAGAAAAAGUUGGCAGAGGAAGCAGCGUCUACAUAGGGCUUAAGAAGUGAAAGAAAGACCCAUUUUCAAGGUGUGGGAGAAGGAUUAUUUGAUGGCUUCAGCAUCGAAUUCUGGGCUUCAUUCUGAGUCUGCUUCCUCACAGUCUCUGCUGCCCCCCAAAGACGAACAGCAGGAUGUGUCAAGUCAGAAGGCUCCAUUGGAGCUGAAAAAGGAGGAGACACCAAAAGAAGAGCUUUUUGCGAUUAUGGAUAACAGGGAGGAGAAGGAGAAGUUUGAAAGGUAUUUUGCUGAAAUGACAGACUAUCUAACAGCAAAAUACUUCUCUGACAAGACCAUGUUUGGAGGCAAUAUUUAUGAUGUCAAAGUGACUACUGAUGGCCAGACUGUGAAGGCAAGCAGGUAGUUCAAUAAUUAUAAGUCAAAAUGGUGAUGCCUUGCUUCAUCAGUAUCCGAUAUUUUCUUCUUCAAAUCCUUGUCUAGGUUCUCUCCAAGUCAAUCAUUCGCGGAUCCUGCUAGUUUCAUCAGCAUGCUCAACAAUGUGUCCAAGUCUGAGGAAGAGGCUCCGGGUGAGACUUCAAACGGGAAGCAGUCUGCAAAGAAGAACUGAUUCAGUGCUUUCUGCUUUUUGAUAUGGAUCUAGAAGACUAGGAUUGGAACUUCUUUGUAAUGUCCAGUACUUAUGUAAUGGUGUUUGCACCAUGAAAUAAAUACAUGAUGUAUCCUUAGGAAACAUUUCUGGCAUCAGAGUGUCAAACUGUCAUAUACUCAGAAUCUUAUCACAAAAGAAAAGAAUGUCAAAGUUUUAAUCUUGUUAAUUAUAGCAUUAAAUUUAAGCUAAUUUAAGUCUGGUUUUUGUUUGGG
This is a messenger RNA of Oldenlandia corymbosa var. corymbosa, 1276 nucleotides long. The record is from the annotation of a GenBank genome assembly. Lineage: Eukaryota; Viridiplantae; Streptophyta; Magnoliopsida; Gentianales; Rubiaceae.